This is a messenger RNA of Chrysemys picta bellii (western painted turtle), 10685 nucleotides long. NCBI's taxonomy places the organism in Eukaryota, Metazoa, Chordata, Testudines, Emydidae. The record is from RefSeq and is a predicted model, not a curated record.
GCGGGGCCGCGCCGGCAGGGACACUGCAGGACAGGCAAGGACACGCUUGGGGAGAGCAGUGAAACUGGUGGGCUGUUCACAGUCUGCACUUAUGCCUAAUGGGUGCCAGGAAUAAUUCCUCCCAGAGGACUGGAUGCUGCUAGAAGCCAGAUAUUACACUGGAGGGGCUGCUCUUCUCUUCUUCUUUGACAAAUCCCAGAAGGUACCCUAGCUCCAGGUAAUGCUCCAAUUGUUGGCCAAGACUGCAGUCCUCACAUAGAGCACAUGUGCUACUCACAGCUCUGGGAGGGAGGUGGAGGGUCAGAAGUCUUGGGUUCUCUCCUGGUCCUACUAUUGACCCCCUCUUUGGGCUUGUGCAAGUCACUUACUCUCUGUGUCUCACAGAAGGAGAUAGGGUUACUUCACAGGUGGAUUGAGAGCUGCUGGGUGGAAUCUGCACAGCCUAUUGGUAGAAAUGUUUUAAUCAUUCAGACCCUUCCUUUGUGUUUAAAUAUUUCCCUGUCACAACUUUCCCUGCUUUGCCACUUGGCCCUUGUGGCAUUGGGCUGAGGCUGGAGAAGGGGGGAAAUGGUUAGAAAUAGUAGUGAAACUGGCUACUCCCUUAUCUCUUGCUGAGCUGGGGAAAAUGCAGAAGACCGACUAAUAGCAUAAAUGCUGUGAGGUCAGUUUCACUUUCAAAUGCCCAUCAGUUCUAAUCACCAGGUGUGUUACUAGUAGUGUGGACUUCUUGUUUGUUUGGUUUUUUUUUCUUUAAACAUGAUUUUUAACCUGCUCUCCUCCCUUGUUUGUGAAUUGCUGUGAUAUCCGUAGAUGCAAAGCAAUAUGCAAGGCAAAGGGCAGCUGGUAUGCAAUUCAGUCCUUGCCUUCUGCAAGGAGACUGCCAACAAGCGGGUUAAUUAUUGCCCCUGGUGGCAAUGAUUUUUGCUGUCUGGACACUUGCCUACGGGGAACUAGACUGAGACGCACUAUCCCAUGCCAUGUAGGACUGUCCGUUUUGAAAGAGAAGGCAUGUAGGCCAGAUUUAGACAGCCAAGAACCACUUAGAUGGGCACACCUAUUCCCAGUAGGUGGUAACGGGGAUACCAUUACAAGGCCAUAUGCAGUACUGGUGUGAGCAGGCACAAUUCUGGUGAUGUCAGUGGAGUUGUUUCUGCUUGCACUGUUGGCCUGUCGUGCAUGUGGUGUAAGAUUGUGGCGUAUUGCACACACCUUUAUAGUUGCAGUGAGCGAAAGUGUGGGGAGAGAAUGUGCUUUAGAGGGUUGAGAAACAUGCCUGCAGUGAGAGAGGAGAGGGGAAUGCUAACGCUGGUACUACAGCAAUGAUGCUUCCCAUCCACGCUCUGGGAGGAGAAGGGGGUUAAAAACAUCAGUGUUGAAGGGGCUGAAUAGUCUGGAGAAGUCUGAGCUUUUAAAGCAUGAAGGGAGUGGUUAGGCAUAUGGAAAAUGUGCCCUUUUGACCUUGUUUCAGUAAAAGCUGCAAUGACUUCUCCUGUCCCCUCUGCUGGAGGUUUCAAAUGCCGUUCAUGUUGACACAGCCAGUGUCUUGGGGCUGUUUCUGGAACGUGGUGUGGGUUGGGUGGGUUAUGAAGAGGGGCGAUGCUGAGACAUCCCGGGAUCUUUGUCAGAGGAUUGCAAGCUGAUGGGUAGCACCUUACUAGUGAGCAGAAAGGGGAAGGUAGCAUGAUGUAACACCACCAUAUGCUUUUAACUCUUUCUAAUUUGCCUAUGUUUGAACAAAUAACACAAAUGCUUGAAAAUAAUAACUUUCUCACAUGGGGUGUCUUCUUGCCCUGGGAAACAUUGGUUCUCCCUCUAGCUGAAAUUAACAUGUUACUUCCAGGCUUGUGUUCAAGCAUCACAAUAAUGUGUAAUACUUCGCAUUUCCAUUGCACGUUCAAAGAAUUAGAUACACUUUAAGGACUAGGGUCUAUCCCUAGCUCUGCUCCUGACUCACUGUCUCCCUUGGGCAGGUCGUUUUCCUGCUCUGUAAGAUGGGGUUAAUGACGAAUUCACAGGAUCCUGGUUUUGAGUCCUCUACUCACUGUGUUUCUUCCUGACAUUCAAACAUCCUGGGGUUUGAGAGCAGUGAGCCAAAGGUGGGGAGGGAGACAAGGACGAAAUAUUGCUCUCUUCGAUUCCAAGUAGGUCAAACGUUGCUGCUUUUGACUGUGUCAUUUCCCAGGUGUUGGGGCUGAGCCAUCAACAGGUGCUUGGGGGCAAGAUCUGACCCGAUUGGGACUCAGGCCUGCCACCCCCUCUGUUUAAAAGUAACGCUGCAAAUCUCCUUUCAAAUGAAAACCCAGCAGACUUUACACCUGUAUCAAGAAUGUUCCUGGUCAGAGGGCUCAGUGGGCUGACAGAGAGGCUAAUGGGUGUUGAAUCAAACAGAGGAUACCUCAGGAGGUCAAUCUCUGGUGGGGGUGGAGAAUUCUAACAUGAGAUGAAACAGGCAGGAUGCCAGCCAGUCUAGCUGUGGAUUUCUGAAUGUGUGAGAGAGGCGGGGAGGUGGUGGUUUUCCACUAGUUGUGUGAGGUGUCUCUUGUAACCAUUGCACGUGGGCAGCUGGACUGCUCCUGUUUCCAGCGAGCACUGGAAAUUCCUCCCCCUCCUCCGUUCAGAAAGGGAUGCUCCAGACUCACGGCUUCUUUUCUUUCCAGGCUAUUGCCCUGUACUGUUAGUCUUCCCCUGUUCUCAGGCUUUCAUCGCCUUUCCUUCCUGGGAGGCCUGCUAUCCUGUCCUGUCCUUUCUCUAAAUGACACUGGUGGCUCCAAAAAAAUGAAGUAGUGAAUAGGGGACAGGUGGGGGUUGAUUCCUCCAAGCAUAGGGAAAUAAAUCUUGAAAGACAUCCUCCAUGCAUUUCUUUAGAACCUUUCACUCGGCAGCAUGGGAGUAGAUGUCUAGCGACACUCAGGAUCUGCACUAUAGAACUGUUCCUGCAUGUUGUAUCAUCACUUUUCCUGCAUGCUCUGGACCACGUUUCCUGCAUGCACCAGGGAUGCCAGGCCUGCUGUUACCAGUCUGAAAGGGUCCCUUAGAAGAAACUUCUGCAGUCUCCCAGUGCAGCAAAAAUGGCUGCAAAGCAACAUGGGGUUCUUCUGACUGGGGGUUUGCAACAUUCUGAGUGCUACACCUUGUGUAGUCAUGAUCUAGGAAAUGCUGACAAAGGACAAGAGGCACCAUGAGGGUGUGACGGGGAAUCUCCUUGUGAUUAGAUCCCAUCUGUGGGCCAGUAUACUAUCAACUGAGAAUGCCUUUGCUAGCUGGAGAAGCUUCUGAACCUUUAAAAAAAAUGAAGAAAAAACACCCUGCUCCCCAGUGCCAGUGAGGUUCAGACUGAGUUCCUGGAGAUCUAACCCUUUGUAAUUCUUGUAGUGCUAGUGAAAUGUGCUGGCUGCCAUCCCUGGAAAGUGAACUAUCCACAGGGCAGGCACAACAUGCGGCUCAUCAUCCCCUGCCAAUGCGUUUCAGCUUCACUCAGGAGGAACUUCCUUUAGGGAAGCGAGGAGCUUGCUCCCCAUGGCCCAUUCCAUCCUUGGUCUCUUCCAAGAUUGCCAGCAGGGGCGUGGUAGUGACUUGUGGAACUGACACCAGUCCACCAGCUCUUUCCAGGUCUGCCACUGAACAGGUGUCAGGGGAAUGAGUUUUGAACACUAACAGCAUGGUCUGGUUUUGAACUGCCAACUUCAGAGUGAGACUGAAUCCUGUCACCAAUCCUCUUUUGCCAUUGCAGCCCCAUGUAAACCCUCAUAAUGUACUAUGACAGGUCUCUCUCUCUGGCUGCUCUUGCAUUGUUGUGCUCAACUCUGCAGUGGUUAUGGGGUAUGUUCUUUCACAAAGAAGACCAGGCACUUUAGUUUUACUGCGAGGUAAAUUUUUCCAGAGGUCAGCUGUGGGUGGGGUAGGGUGGGGUUUCCUGACUGUUUAUGUGCUUGAUGUGUGUUGUGUUUUUACCUUGGGAUAGCCCACACAUAUUAAUCAUCCUAAGGUAAAAAACACACCACCGUUAGCCCUGAAGACAGGACCCAAGCCACAUGCAUUGCUUAGCAGGCAUCUUUUUAAACUCUAAAGCUCUGACAUAUGUGAGAGCAGUGCUGUAACUUUUACUGAAUUGAAUAGUCAUUCUUGUUCCACGCCUGCACCUCAGGAUACAGAGCUGGCAGAGAGAAACUUGGGAGUGGUGUGAUCUUAGUGACAUUCUCAUAGUUUCCAUGAAUUCCAGCAGCUCAGACUUCUGGGAAGGUUUUUUUGUGUGAGUGGUGUUAGUUAAAAAUUUCUUCUGCAGUCAGUAUAAUGCACUUACUGUAUUUACUGAGCAGAUGACUGAGGUUGUCAGUUUUAAGCAAGGCAGGAGGUGGUUAAUAGGGUGUAUAUUUGACCCAGUGCUGUUUAAAUAUAUUUUAUCUGGAAAAGGGGGUUGGACAGAGAGGUGGCUGCAUUUGCAGUGGAGACAAACAUUCGCGGGUUAGUUAGAAGUAAAGGAUUAUGAGGAACUUCAGAGGGACCUAACAACAUGGUAUCAAAUGAAAUUCACUGCAGGUAUGCUGGAAGCAACAAUUUGAAUUACUCCUACAUGUUGAUGGGGGGGGUUCUCACCAACGGUCGCCAUUCAGGGAAACAAACCUGGGUGUCAUUCUGGGCAGCUCAGAGAGGAAGUGUUUAAGGAUUAGACAUCCCUGUAAAUGAGGAUAUAAUCUGCAGUUACAGUAGCUAGGAUAGAAAUGUGUAAGGGGUAAAAGUCUUCACGCCUCUGGGUACCAGCCAGCCACUAACUGCUGGUGAUCAAGAAGAAAAUUCCUAUGGGCAGGUUAUUGCAGGGUUUUACACUCUUGUCAUUAUAGCACUGUGCAUUUGGACCAUUGAUGUGAUCUGCUCUGACAAUUUCUGUGUUCUAUGGUGACUGGCUUAGUAUGGGUUGGGGGGAUGGAAAUAGCUGGUAAACUGAGUGCUGGGAAGGGGGGAGACAAGAAACCUGAGGCUAUUCUUCCCUUCUCACCUAGCUGCCAAGCCCAUCUAAAAAGACAGAGGGGUAGCAGCUAUGUCACACUCCAUCUUCCCAAGGGUGAGUAUGUGGUCCGGCUGGGCUGUACCUUUUAACCUCAAUCUCCUGUCUGUGUGCUGCAGACCUUUACCAGGCCUUGUCCCCAGUUCUUUAAAACAGCAAGGAGCUCUGAGACAAGGUGGGAGCAAGGGGUGGGUCCUGCAGUCUUGAGGGGGAUUGGUGGAAGUGUUUGUGUCCCUGGCACGUCCUGAAAUCUGCGCUGCACUGCUUCCUGAUGCAUUGCCUUUCUCCGGAUUUGGGAGGGGAGGGGUUAAAUCGGUAAAUCAUCCCCCCUAAGCCCUUGCUAAAACCUUCCCGGCCAAUUCUCUCUGAAGGAAUUCCUGGUGCUUUUUAAAAAACAAAGAUUUCAAAGUUGCAGUAAGCUCUUGAGACUGUGAGAAUGUCGAUCCCUUUUUAAUAAGAAAGCGGUGGAUGUGGCAUAACAACACCAUUGGGCGCCUGAGUUUGGUUUGCUUUGAGUAGCUUUGACUUGGCAACAACAGAACCUCUGCUUCUCCCACCCAGCCCCAGUCAAUGUGAGGGGCUGGGAGAACCGCUCCUUGCAGAGCAGACCCGUCAGGAGAGGCCUUGCCAGUCCAAAUAUGGCUCCGGCCAGUGAGCCAAACUUUUAUUUUCAGAACAUUUGCUUGGGUAGGGUCCAAAAACACCUUAGAUCAACUUCUAGAGGAGACCAAAGUCUGUAACACAUCAGCAAAGGUUUGUUUUGAAUAUGGCUGUGGGCCUAGUGAACGGGAGCACAGACCGAAUUCCCCUCUAGGUCAUAGAUAGGUGUGUGUGUGUGUGUGUGUGUGUGUGUGUGUGUGUGUGCGCGCAGAGCAACAAACGUCAGUGUCUUAAGUCAAUGCAAUGCUGGUGUGACACCCUUCAGGCAUAGGGCAUGUUGGACCUGCAUCCCACCCACAGCAGGAGCAGCCACCAUGAGGGGAGGGGAAGGGAGAUCAGUCCCCCUGGCCUCUCUGAUCUUCCCCCCCAGACUCAUUUCACAGAGAGUACUAAACAGCUGCCAGGAGGGAGCGACUUUGAGUCCCUGCCAGCCUGGGUUGAAUACAAACCACCUCCAAGGCCCCAUAGUGAAUUACACACCCCUACGCCUUGCAGUAAUCUCUGUGUCAAAGUAUCGGAGUGUGUCAAUCUUUAAUGCACUUAUUCUCACCACACCUGUGUGUGGCAGGGGAGUGGUGUUAUCCCUGUUUUACAAAUGAGGAAUUGAUGUACAGAGAGGCUAAGUGACUUUCCCAGGGUCACACAGGACAUCUGUGCCAGAGCUGGGAAUUGAACAUAGAUCUUGGGAGUCCCAGUCUUGUCCACUUCACCAUCCUUCUCUUGGGCAGUUGAAGUAGUUUAUUGAAGCCCAGAGUCCUGAAAAUAACUAUGCCCACAGCAGGGACUCAAAGCAGCUUUUCCUCAGGCUUAAUGGCUAAGAUACCCCACUUGCUAAAAUACUGGGCACCAGCUGGGGAUGUGCUGCUACUCCUGUACCAAAGUCUGCUUCAGCAGCGAAUGGCCUGAGAUCUGGGGAGAAAUCUGGCAAGGCCUAAGCGAAGAACGUAAACCAUACUGAAGUGUGCAGAUGACCUUCCUGGAGAGAGAGUCAACAUUCCCUGGCACCCAAGGUUUUUUCCCUGAUAAGGUCUCAGCAGCACAAUGUGUCAAUGUUCCUGUGUCCCAGAGACACAACUUUCCCCUCCCAUGGAAACAGUCCAACUCUACAGUGCUUAUCGGAAUUGCAAGCCGUAGCCUCGUUCCUGGACUGCAGCAAGAAGCCCCAUCCGUGCAAGUGUCUUCCAUUUCUCAGCCUUGUGGAUUUAUAUGGAGGCUUAAUUAUCUGUUCUGUGCUGGAUGCCAUAAUGCGCCUCCUGUUGCCAUGCUGGGGAAUGGGGGGAGGAAUGUUUUCCUGAUUCCAGCUGGCCAUGAACCAGCUGCACAGAAAUAGCUGGAGUAGCCACCUGAAGCCUUCCCAUGGGUGCCAGGUGGCUUUACCUUGGAGAGAUUUGCCAUGCAGAGCACAGCGGGUGAAAUUCUGGCCCCACUGAAGACAGUGCUGCCACUGCCAUUUAACUGGGCCACUGUUUCACCCAACACACUGUGGUGACUUCACUGGACACAUGAAACAUUACCUACAGUAAGGCAUUCUGUAAGCCUGUUUAUUAGACUAGGUAGGAGAAGUCCUAGAUCAGCUCCUGUGCAUGGUCUGGUGACUGUCCUGGCAGUUAAAGGACACUGGUAUUGGUCAGUAAUAUUUAUAAUGGUAUUUUUUAAUAAGAGCCUGGAAGGAUUGGGAUUUCGACCCUCAUGCUUCAGGGCUUCAGCUUGUCUCAAGGUAUGAGGGGUCAGGAGGAAACAUCCUCUGAUGGCAGAUAAUUCCAUAACUACCUUCUACAAGGUUCUUGCAUCAUCCUCUGAAUCAGCUGGUACUAGCCAGUUCCAGAGACAGGAUGCCAGGCUAAAUGGGAGCACAGGUCUGGCAAUUCCUGUGUUCUUAUGUAAGGCCGCCCUCUUUGUGCCUCAGGACAUAUUGUGUGGCAGAGCUGGUGCUGCCCAGUGUUGUAGCGCUGUACAGUUUUAUUGAUAUAUUUACCUGGCCCUUGCCAGAUAAUCUUUUAUAUAAAAGAAAAAUACAUAUACGCCUCCGCCUGGGGAAGAGGACACUGGGAUAUGGUUCAACUUAUAAUUAGCAGCAUGGUUAAAAUAUAACAUAAUGGACACCUCUUAUUGCUGAGGCACUCAAGCUGCUGCAUGCUUCUCCUGGGCUCCCAGACAGCUCAGAAUGACUCGCUACAGCCCAGCACCCAGGUUUCCACAAAGCUGCACUGCUGAUCGCUGUGCUAUCAUCUGCGUGCCUCCUGUCUGAAUGUGGGUCUGAGAUUUGUGUGAGUUAGGCUGGAAGCCCGUGGAGCAGGGGCCUUGUCUUGAGUGUGCAAAGCCUGCACUGGGGUCACUCUAGGCCCUGGAUAGGCCAUCAGGGUAACUGACCAUAUGGGGAGGGGUGUGGUCAUAGGGGCCCAGGUCUAAAGCCAUCAUCACUGAAGGCUUUGAGCAGUGGUUGUAACUUAGAAGAUACAGAGGAAAGAGAGGGUGAAUAAAACCAGGCAUGGUGCAGCUUUCAGGCCUGGAACACUGCACUCAGCUAACACCCUGGCUGUGGUGCCCGUCCAUCUACGCAGAGGGGGGUACAAAUUCUUGGGGGCAGUAGGCGGGUACAAAUUCUUCGCCUGCACCCUCUGUGGGUCUGUGUGGAGGGGGCCUUCUGGCGCUCGGUGUCCAAAGGAAGCGAAAGCUGCCGCAGCCAGCUGCCAAUUCCUUGGCCUGGCCCCUUCACAGGAAGUUUCCCAAACCUCUGAUCCAGCUGCUAGGUCAAGGCUGCCGUGUUCAGCCUCCAGGCACUGCGGGGACUGGGACGAUGUUUGCGCCAGGGCAGUGGUGGCUGCUGGCAUGCGGGCUGUGCUCCGGAGAGCUCUGCAGUCUUGGAGGAGGCGUGUUUCGUGGGCUGUCUCCCCCAGGGCCCUGUAGACGUGAGCGUCCCCUGAAACGCUCUGCUGCAUUACUGCAGUGGCUCUGCUGGCCUGGUGUGCUGAGAGCCUGACGGCCUCGGUGCUCUGGCGCGAGAAGAUAAGAGGUGGGGGAAACAGCCUGCACCUGGCCCAUCCCAUGCGUUGCAGAAGCACAGAGCCGUGUGAUGGGUCUGGGACGAACGCCUUUCAGCAGGCAGCCUUAGCCAUGCAUGUAGACAAAACCCUUUGCCCCUCGGUAGCUCCUGGCUCACUGUCCCGUCCCAUGGGCAGAGCGUUGUGGCAGCAGGAGAGCAGCAUGAAACGCUAUGGUUCUCCCGCUGCAAACUCCAUCCUCCCUUUACACUGCCUCUCCCCCUUCCAGGGACUGUGAGCUCCGCUGUCCGUGAGCAUUCGGCGUGCCCUGCUUGCCGGCGCCUGUUCCAGGUUACUCCAGCGUGUUUCUGGGCCUAAGGAUUGCCUGGUCACCAUGAUCCUCGGUUUGAGUCCCCGAUGCCCCCUCCUGGUGAUGCUGCUCUGCCUCCUGGGCAUCUCCUGCCAGGCGCAGGCUGGCACGGACGCCUCGCCGCAGCCCGCCAUCACUGCAGCUUCCUUCCUGCAGGAUCUCCUGCACCGGUACGGCGAGAGCGACGUGCUGACCCUGCAGCAGCUCAAGGCCCUGCUGAAUCGCCUCGAUGUGGGGGUGGGGCACGAGAACAUCUCCCGAUCAGAGCCGCAGCGCAGGAACCUCUCCCGGUGCUUCAGCUCCUCUGAGCUCUUCGCUACCCACAACCUGAGCGAAGGGUCCCAUGUUGGCCCAAGCAAGUUCCAGGAGUUCUGCCCGACCAUCCUGCAGCAGCUGGAGUCUCGGGCGUGCACGGCAGAGAACCUAGAGAAUGAGGAGAACGAGCAGACGGAGGAGGGGAAGCCCAGCUCGGCGGAAGUCUGGGGUUACGGUUUCCUCUGCGUGACCGUCAUCUCCCUCUGCUCCCUGGUGGGAGCCAGCGUAGUGCCCUUCAUGAAGAAGACCUUUUACAAGCGGCUGCUCCUCUACUUCAUAGCUCUGGCGAUUGGAACUCUCUACUCCAAUGCCCUCUUCCAGCUCAUCCCCGAGGCCUUUGGAUUCAACCCUAAGGAGGAUCAUUAUGUCUCCAAAUCUGCAGUGGUCUUUGGGGGCUUUUACUUGUUCUUCUUCACAGAGAAAAUCCUGAAGAUGCUUCUCAAGCAGAAAGAUCAGCACCAUCAUGGGCACAGCCACUACAGCCCUGAGACCCUCCCCUCCAAGAAGGACCAGGAGGAAGGGGUCACUGAAAAACUGCAGAAUGGGGACAUGGAUCACAUGAUCCCUCACAGAACCAGUGAGCUAGAGUGCAAGAACCCAUCUGUGGAUGAGAAGAUCAUUGUGGGCUCUCUGUCUGUCCAGGACCUGCAGGCUUCCCAAAGUGCGUGCUACUGGCUGAAGGGGGUGCGAUACUCUGACAUUGGCACGCUGGCCUGGAUGAUCACCCUGAGUGACGGGCUCCACAACUUCAUCGACGGCCUGGCCAUCGGUGCCUCCUUCACCGUGUCUGUCUUCCAAGGGAUCAGCACCUCCGUGGCCAUCCUCUGCGAGGAGUUCCCCCACGAGCUGGGUGACUUCGUCAUCCUGCUAAAUGCCGGAAUGACAAUCCAGCAGGCGCUCUUCUUCAACUUCAUCUCGGCCUGCUGCUGUUACCUAGGACUGGGCUUUGGGAUCCUGGCUGGCAGCCACUUCUCUGCCAACUGGAUCUUUGCUCUGGCUGGUGGGAUGUUCCUCUACAUUGCAUUGGCUGAUAUGUUCCCAGAGAUGAAUGAAGUGAGCCAGGAGGACGAGCGGAACGGCAGUGCCUUGAUUGCCUUCGCUAUCCAGAACGCAGGGCUGCUGACCGGAUUCAUUAUCAUGCUGCUGCUCACCAUGUUCUCAGGCCAGAUCCAGAUAGGCUGUCCCAUUUCCCCCCACGCAGCGGCUCACAUUGAAGGAAGUGUUUGAGGAUGGAAAGCCCAGGCUUGAUGUCUUGAAAAGCCACUUGGUGAAGGAAGGGCGGCUAGAAGAGGAUGCAGCAUUGAAGAUAAUCAAUGAUGGGGCUGCCAUUCUGAGGCAUGAGAAGACCAUGAUUGAA